AUGAUUGACCCAAUAGAUGCUACCCAAUCAGCACUUACAAUCCAAAUGGAGGAAGAUGGGUCUACCUCAGAACCUGAACAUAGUGAGGACUUCGGGGAUCACAAAAAUGUCUUUGAAUGUCACGUGAAUUCUGUGACGGAUCUUGAAGAGCAGUUGUGUGAUAUUUAUGGACGAGAAUUUGAUGGUCAAGAGGAGUCUGAUGAAGACCCAAGUGAGGGGGCAAUCAUUGAAGAAGAGGAUGACGACGACAACGAGGAGGACGAGAAUGAAGGUGAUAAUGAUGGAGAUGACUCUGAUUCUCAAGAGGAUGAUAAGUAUUCAGACUGGGGAGAAUUUGAUGGUCAAGAGGAGUCUGAUGAAGACCCAAGUGAGGGGGAAAUCAUUGAAGAAGAGGAUGACGACGACGACGAGGAGGACGAGAAUGAAGGUGAUAAUGAUGGAGAUGACUCUGAUUCUCAAAAGGAUGAUAAGUAUUCAGACUGGGGUGACUACCAAGGGCCUUGGUACAAUAAUAAUGAUUAUGAGUCAGAAUAUUAUUCACCAGUUCACCAGUCUUCCCUCUACAUGGGAGGAGAUGAUUCUACAUCAGAGUCAGAAAAUGAGAAAUUUGGAGACCCGACACAAGUUCAUAUGGUUGAACGGGACUCCGCAUUAGAAAUAGAAGAAAAGUUGUAUGAAGUGCACUCAAACACAUUGAGGAUGCAAGAAAGAGUAGAAGAAACUGACAACAUGCUGGAUGAAGUAACUAUCGGUGAUCAUUACUACCAUGAGGAGCUAAAUGAUCUGGAGGAAAUAGGGUCAGACGACACAUUCACAGAGGCAGUAGAUGCCAUAUUUCAAUAG
Molecule: messenger RNA, 843 nt
Organism: Macadamia integrifolia
Lineage: Eukaryota; Viridiplantae; Streptophyta; Magnoliopsida; Proteales; Proteaceae
Product: FK506-binding protein 3-like
Exons: 4
Coding region: 1-843 (280 amino acids)
Source: RefSeq, a predicted model, not a curated record